AUGGCAGACCCGGAGGACGACAGGGAGUCGGUGGACGACGCGGAUGACGGCCUGGCUGUUCAGGACUUGUCGAAGCUGGACAUUGCCACGCUCACGCCCCUGUCGCCCGAGGUGAUCAGCAGGCAGGCGACAAUGAACGUCGGCACAAUCGGGCACGUGGCGCACGGGAAGUCUACCGUGGUGCGAGCUCUGAGCGGAUCCAACACAAUCCGUUUCAAGCAGGAGAAAGAGCGGAACAUCACGAUCAAGCUGGGCUACGCCAACGCGAAGAUCUACAAGAACGACCGCGAGGACCUAGAGCGCCCUGCAAACUACACCUCCUUUGGAAGCAAGACGCCCGAUGUCGUUCCAGAUGACGAAGGCGGCAAUUGGAGGCUUCAGAGGCACGUGUCUUUCGUUGAUUGCCCGGGACACGACAUUCUCAUGGCAACUAUGCUCAACGGUGCUGCUGUGAUGGAUGCCGCGCUGCUUUUAAUCGCGGGGAACGAGUCGUGCCCGCAGCCGCAGACAUCAGAGCAUUUGGCCGCAGUUGAGAUCAUGCGUUUGAAGCACAUCAUCAUUCUUCAGAACAAGGUGGAGCUGAUCAAAGAGCAGCAGGCGCAGGCUCAAUAUGAGGAGAUCAAGAAAUUCGUGGCGGGAACGGCCGCGGAUAGCUCCCCUAUCAUCCCGCUCAGCGCUGUCCUGAAAUAUAACAUCGAAGUUGUCUGCGAGUAUCUGUGCACGCAGGUUCCCAUUCCUCCCAGGGACUUCCUGUCCAGUCCGUACAUGAUCAUCAUCCGGUCCUUCGAUGUGAACAAGCCUGGAGAGGAGGUAGAAAAGCUGAAGGGCGGUGUGUGCGGUGGUUCCAUAAUCAAGGGUGUGCUGAAGGUCGGCGACGAGAUCGAGAUCAGGCCUGGAACCACAGGCAAGGACGCCAAUGGCAAUACUACGUGCAAGCCGAUCCGAUCUCGGAUUAUAUCCUUGGCAGCGGAGCAGAAUUCGCUGCAGUUCGCAGUUCCGGGAGGCCUCAUCGGCGUGGGGACCAAGAUAGACCCCACCGAGACGCGCGGCGACCGCAUGCUUGGUCACGUCAUGGGACACCCUGGCAAGCUGCCCGACAUCUACAUCGAGAUCGAAGUCAAGUACUACCUCCUCCGCCGCCUGCUCGGCGUUAAGACGGAAGGGGACUCCAAGGCGGGCAAGGUCUCCAAGCUGAAAAAGGGAGAGAUCCUCAUGGUGAACAUUGGCUCCCUGGCUGCGGGCGGCAGGAUCGUGAGCAUCGGUGAUGACGAUGUGGGCAAGAUCGUGCUGACGAACGCCGUGUGCACUCAGGAGGGCGACAAGGUCGCGCUGAGCCGCAGGAUCGAGAAGCACUGGCGGCUGAUCGGGUGGGGCUCCAUCGUGAAGGGCAAGACGCUCAAGCCCCUCGAGAGACUUGUCCCGGAGUGA
Prorocentrum cordatum is the source of this 1428-nucleotide messenger RNA. NCBI's taxonomy places the organism in Eukaryota, Dinophyceae, Prorocentrales, Prorocentraceae. The record is from the annotation of a GenBank genome assembly.